UUUCCAUUCUCCAAAAAUAUUAAAUUGAUUAGUGUGUAUGCAGUGACUAUAAAAAGUCUGAUUGUUAGCGUUUUCUGCUUAUACAGGUACUUGCCUGAGUCAUAUAUCCGGAGCAAAGAAAUAUCUUGCAAGAAAGUGAGAGAUAGCAUAAAAAAAAGUUUGAGUUCGGAGUGCAAUGGCUAUACCCAUCAUGUAGUUCAAGACGGCCUCCAGCUUUUUCAUUUCCAGAAAAAGGAAAAUGAACCACUUGGUCCAGAAUAUCUGGGUAUCAUGCAGUGCAUAAUCAGCAAACUAACCUAUGAAACACUUCAAACAGUGGCUUCUAUUGUCAGCCAUAACGAGGUUAAUUUUGAUAAGUCUAGGCUGGCAAUGGAAAAGAUUGUAAAACUUCACCUUCCAAGUUACUUGGAAAACUUGGAUAAAAAAGAUAUCAUAUGCCAGUUGUUCAAUAUUUUUAGAAAUCCAUGCAGCUAUCGAUCUGGUUCUGUGAGGCUUGUCACGCCUGUUUCACCACAACUUUUGUCAGCUAUCCAUCAUGCUUUGGCUGGACUUGAUGAAAUGCCCAUGCAACCUCUUGUUGCAAUGAAUAUGAAGAUUAGAGAAAAAUCAUGUACUCCAAAAUUCGGGUUAGUUGCUCGCUCUUCCAAAAGAGGGCACAUUAUCCAAGUGGUGAGGAAAAGAUGCAACAAAAUUCUAGCAGAUCUUGAAGAAGGUAAUUACCUACCAAAGAAUUUAGCAAAGGCAAUGUCAGUGGUGAACCUAUAUCAGAAGCAAAAGUUGAGAAGUGUGGAUAUUUCACUAUCAGAGUUCUUCCCCUUUACAAAAGAAACUAUAUCUUUGCAGAAAGAUAUCUUGAAUGCUCUUUGGUCACUUCCACAACUCAAGCACGACAAGCUAAAAUUGUUGCACCCCAUGUUGGAUCAAGAUUCUAAAGCUGAAAGGAAACAUUUAGAAACAGCUUUGAGGAACUACUUGACAGAAUGUUUGUUUCAAUGUGAUGAAGGUAGUUUACCAGAUGAGGCCCUCCGAGCCAUAGCCUUUAUGAGGAAUAAUCAGAUUUCUGGACGUCAGCAAUUUGUGUCAACUGAAGAGAAGGAGGAGGUUGAGGUAGAUUCUGUCUUGAACUUAAGCAGUCAUCUCCAAGCUUUAGCACAUUGUUGUGUAGAAGAAUGUUCAUGCGGUGAAGAUUUGAUUAACUUAGGGAAUGAUAAUUGCAAUGAGGAUAGUGAUUUUAUACUUUCUGGGACCAGCUACUUCAAUUUAAGCUCUGAGCAGCAGCAGAUGCAGGAGCCUUGCUGUUCCAGUAAUGACACUGAUGUUAUGAGAGAGUGUUGUUGGAGCGAAACUGUUGGAGAUACAUAUAAUGUCUCUGGAGCUGAGUAUUCUGGUUCCAAAUCAGAAGAGAUACUUAGGAACUCAUGUCUAAGGACCGAAGAUUCUGGAGGCAUUGGGCAUUAUAGCAGCAAUGAAGCUGUUGACAGUGUGAUGGAGCCCUAUGCAGACUUAUCAAUCGAUGUAAACCCCUUGAAAAAAUCAAGAUGUUCAGAGAUUAUUGGGAUCUGUGAUGAAGCAUCAAUAGUGACCCAUAAUCUUAUCGGACAGAUUUUAGAUAAAUGGUUGCUCGUGGAGAACAAUGAAGUGGACGAACCCACUAGACUCCAUCUUGGAGAUGGAUCUCAAAAACCCCAAGAUGAUGACAAUGGACCUGCGAAUUCAGCAGAGAACCUAGAAGGUGACAUUUUUGUUCAUGCUGUGGAACGUCUCUUGCCUAAUUUGCCGAAAAGGUUUUGUCCUUCCCUUUCUGUUAUUCCUCUUCUGCGCAGUCACGUUCUAUGAUUUUAAUACCUUGCAUUUGUGCAGUUGCAUAGACGAAGUCAAGAGGCUAAUGAGCUGAGCUAGCAAGCACCGUGAGAACGACUUGCAGUGGCACCUAGAGACCCCAUGUUUUUUUUUUUUUUGCCCAUACAGAAGUGAUCAGACCUGUGAGUUAUGUGGUUCAGGCACUUCAUCUAAUGUGUCGAGCACUUCCAUUUGUGGCAUAUUGACC
Messenger RNA from Panicum virgatum (switchgrass), 2047 nucleotides. RefSeq lists its product as uncharacterized. The transcript has 4 exons. The annotation marks the transcript as partial. Lineage: Eukaryota; Viridiplantae; Streptophyta; Magnoliopsida; Poales; Poaceae. The record is from RefSeq and is a predicted model, not a curated record.